Messenger RNA from Manis pentadactyla (Chinese pangolin), 6286 nucleotides. RefSeq names its product cell division cycle 7 (gene CDC7). Gene Ontology annotation, cellular component: nucleus. The transcript is spliced from 13 exons. Gene Ontology annotation, molecular function: protein serine/threonine kinase activity; ATP binding. Lineage: Eukaryota; Metazoa; Chordata; Mammalia; Pholidota; Manidae. The coding region runs from base 165 to 1970 and encodes 601 amino acids. The record is from RefSeq and is a predicted model, not a curated record. Gene Ontology annotation, biological process: protein phosphorylation; mitotic DNA damage checkpoint signaling.
AGUAUUGCGCAGGCGCGUUUGGUAGAUUCGGUGAGUGGGAAGCUCUUGGAGGCGGUGACCCAGGCAUCUGGGGAGCCACUGAUGUCGUAUUCUCUUAAACCCUACUUUGCUCCCCCUGUGGACAUGACCCCUUAGAUGGCAUUUUGCAUCCCACUUGUUUUGUGAUGGAGGCGUCUUUGGGGAUUCAGAUGGAUGAACCAAUGGCUUGUUCACCCCUGUGUGACCGAUUUCAGGCGGAAGGCUCGUUUAAAAAACAUGAGCAGAAUUUUAAACUACCAGCACAGUGUCUGGGACAGGCAUUUAAUAAAUGUUUGAUAAAUAGAAGAGUUCCAGUUGACUGUGUAUUUUUCCUAAAAGGUGUUAAAAAAGAUAUUGAGAAACUUUAUGAAGCUGUACCACAGCUUGGCAAUGUGUUUAAGAUUAAGGACAAAAUUGGAGAAGGCACUUUUAGCUCUGUUUAUUUGGCUACAGCACAGUUACAAGUAGGACCAGAAGAGAAAAUUGCUCUAAAACACCUAAUUCCAACAAGUCAUCCUGUAAGGAUUGCAGCUGAACUUCAGUGCUUAACGGUGGCUGGGGGGCAAGACAACGUCAUGGGAGUUAAAUACUGCUUUAGGAAGAACGAUCAUGUAGUUAUUGCUAUGCCGUAUCUGGAGCAUGAGUCCUUUUUGGAUAUUUUGAAUUCUCUGUCCUUUCAAGAAGUACGGGAAUACAUGUUUAACCUAUUCAAAGCUUUGAAACGCGUUCAUCAGUUUGGUAUUGUUCACCGUGAUGUUAAACCCAGCAAUUUUUUAUAUAAUAGGCACCUGAAAAAGUAUGCCUUGGUAGACUUUGGUUUGGCCCAAGGAACCCAUGAUACAAAAAUAGAGCUUCUCAAAUUUGUCCAGUCUGUGGCUCAGCAGGGAAGUUGUUCACAAAAUAAAUCCCACGUCACAGGAAACAAGAUUUCAUUGAGUGGCCCAGGAGCACCUAAGGAGCUGGAUCAGCAGCCCACCACAAAAACUGCUGUUAAAAGGCCCUACACAAAUGCACAAAUUCAGAUUAAACAAGGACAAAAUGGAAAGGAGGGAUCUGUAGGCCUUUCUGUCCAGCGCUCUGUUUUUGGAGAAAGAAAUUUCAAUAUACACAGCUCCAUUUCACAUGAGAGCCCUGCAGUGAAACUUAUGAAGCAGUCAAAGUCUGUGGAUGUGCUGUCUAGAAAGUUAGCAACGAAAAAGAAGACUAUUUCUACGAAAGUUACGAAUAGUGGUGUGAUGAGGAAAACUGCCAGUUCUUGCCCAGCUAGCCUGACCUGUGAUUGUUAUGCAACAGAUAAAGUUUGCAGUAUUUGUCUUUCAAGGUGGCAGCAAGUUGCUCCUAGGGCUGGCACUCCGGGAUUCAGAGCACCAGAGGUCCUGACAAAGUGCCCCAAUCAGACCACAGCAAUUGACAUGUGGUCUGCAGGUGUCAUAUUCCUUUCUUUACUUAGUGGGCGAUACCCAUUUUAUAAAGCAAGUGAUGAUUUAACUGCUUUGGCUCAAAUUAUGACAAUUCGUGGAUCCAGGGAAACUAUCCAGGCUGCUAAAACUUUUGGCAAAUCAAUAUUGUGUAGCAAAGAAGUUCCAGCACAAGACUUGAGAAAACUCUGUGAGAAGCUCAGAGGCAUAGAUUCUAACAGUCCCAAGUUAACAAAUGAUAUUAAAGGGCCUGCUUCUAAUGACCCAACUUUUUCAGAGAAAACUGACCACAAAGCUGCUCACCUCAUACAAACACCUCAGGCACAGCUCUCAGGGAAUUCAUUGUAUGAAGGGGACAGUAAUGGUGGCUGUGGGGGUCAUUUUACCACGUACACAACCAACUUAGAAGGCUGGGAUGAGGUACCUGAUGAAGCUUACGACCUGCUUGAUAAACUUUUAGAUCUAAAUCCAGCUUCAAGAAUAACAGCAGAAGAGGCUUUGUUGCAUCCUUUUUUUAAAGGUAUCAGCUUGUGACUAUCGUUCUUCAUUUAAGAUUGCUGAUGUGUAUUGUGAGGUGGGGUGAAAAAGUUAUUUGUAAAGCCAUGAAUUCUUGACAAGAGACUAGGGCAGGAUGAAUAUUUUAAAAUUUAAGUAUUUGUGCUUGUGACAGAUUCUAAAAUAUGGAUUAAGAUUAUUUAAGAUGCCUGGGCUAAUUCUUUGGACUAAUAACAUGAUCUAUGAGGUAGAUCUACCCAAGUAGAAUCAGAUCUUUAGUUUCCCUAAUUACUUGUCACUCUGCCAUAUGCAGAAAAAGGAGCAGUUGUGGUCUAGUACGUAGUGGUUCAAGGUACAGAUCCUAAAAUUAAUGGAUGUGAUAGAGAUUAAAUGAGUCAAAAAACAUACUUCAUUGGUUUCUUUGAACUGUGUUUUCUUUUGUAAAACUCAACCUGGUGCUGGUGCUCUAAUUAUCCAGUAAGUAAAGAUAAUUUCCGCUUCUAGAGGCAUGUAUUAAUACCUUUUAUGAACACUAAGACAGUGAAAAAAUGCAGGGUUGGGGGUAAUAUUGCUUAAAAUUGAAUUUAAUGUAUCUAUUGUUGAAAGUAUUUUGUGAAGGCAUUUUUUUGUGUGAAUUGCCAUGUUCUUCUUAAUGGUUUCUCUCUUGAUUUUUUGGCCUUCUCUACUGCCACCCAGCACAGUCUCCUUGGAAAAAAUACAGUGCUUCCCACAAAGUUUCUGGGUACUUGGUUAAAUACUGCAUGUGUUUACAGGUGGGAACUUAAAACAGUGCAUAAUAACCUGGUUGAUAAAAGGGGCAAGCUGUAGGACCAAAGUGAAGAUUGGAUAGUCCAAAAUGCUUUUAUUUUUCUUUAAAUGUAUGUUUUUUUCACACCAUCUGAGGUAUAAUUAGGUAGCUGCUAAAAGGGAAAAUGAACACAGAAUCUAGAAUAUUAUUGGAGAUUUCUUUUCCUCUGCCUAGAGCCACCUAGUUCUCCCUAAAUACCUUGUUUUGACUAAGUUGGUCUUGCUAAGAGAAGGUUGAUUACUGUACUCUUUAAGAGUCUUGGGUGAGUUGAGAAGAAAGUUAAUGAAGUAGGCACCUUAGAAAAGGACCAGAGAAAGAGGGAUGUGUAUUAUUACUGCCUACCAAAAUGAUGCAUAUCAGACUUCCGUGGGACAUAAGUCGGGGUGUAGGUCUGCUAAGAAGUUUCCCACUUAGUAGUCAGAAUGUGGAAACAGCUUCAAGACAUACACUAUUCAUUUUGUUAUUUUGAGCACUGAAAUCAGUAUGUCUACCUACUCUACUUGGUAAAUAUAAUAUACAUAUAUAUAUGCCAUUUCAAUUGAUCUGCUCUGUCUUCUCAUGUUGUAAUCUUUAAAAAAAAACUAGAAUGUUCUUGAAUUUGUUUAAUAAAGUUACCCUUUUUAAUAUUUCUUAUGUCAGACUACUCAUUUGAAAAAUACUUGAGGAAAAAACCAAGGUAUUGACCACAGUAUUUUCCUUCUCAGACUGAUGAGUGCUCUCUCUUCAGCAAAUAAUAGAGUAACAAAAAUUGGCCUGAUUGAGGUGAUUCAAGGAAAGAUAGAAAUAGAUUUUUUUGUUUUCUAGAAAAGGUGCUCAUUGACUUCAUUUUUAGGUUGUCACAAGUAGUAAAGCAAUAAAACCAUCUCAUUAACCAAAGUGAAGUUUUAGAUAAAAAGGUACUCUUAUGUAACUCAGUCCACUUAACAUAUUCUUGGAAAAUUAAUAGGUAGAAAAAUGUAACUACCAAACGUGUAGGGAAGGAGAUACUUUCUAAGAAAGUUUAAUAUUGAGGGCUGUUGGUUUAGCUUUCCAUUAAUGUCACUUUUAGAAUAGAACUUGGUUGAUACACAAGGUGAGGUAAAGGGAACUAGUGUUUUAAAAGAUAUCCAGUAUUACAAAUUAAUUCUCACAGAAUUUAAGUCCCACUAGAGAAUGUUGCCUCAAUUUUGGGUGCUGUAUAGAUAAAAAGUAGAAAGGAGCUUCCAUGUGCGUACUUUCAGAUUUUCCAGCCUUCUGGAUACUUUUUUAUAAUGGCAGAUACCUCCCUAAGAGAUCUUUAGUAGGCAGAAUAGGCAUUCCUAAGGAACGAUAGAGAAGGUAACUAGUUGAUGCCAUUUCCUAUUAUUAUGGAAGUUCCCAGAAUAUUUAGCUAUUUUUCAUUGUCAUUGCUUUUUAAAAUUCUUACUGUUCAGACUCUUGAGAUAAAACUGUUAAGGGUGUUUUCAUUUAAUAAGAAUUAGACAUUUAGAACUAUUAAUAACAAGCUACAAGUAUUGGUUUUUGAAACAGGCUGCAGCUCUGUAGCAUUUUUAAUGAAACUUUUCCUUAUAAGGAGAUGAUUAUGGUUGCCUUAAUGACCUAAAUAAAAAUGUGGCUCAAGAGUGGUUAUUCCAGAGAAUUCAACUUAGUUUAUUUCAAAUCUGAACAGAAGUCAUCAAGUGAUGUUAAUCUCUUAUGUUUCUGGCAUCAGCAUUUUAGGAACAAGAUGGUGUUGCAAAUGCAGAAUAUUGAUUGCAUAAAGUCUUGAAACCCACAAAACUCAAAGGCUUAGGUAUUAGUAAUUUCUUCUGUUUAUGUAAUUUCAGCCGUUCGCAUCACCGAAAAGAUAUUUAUCUUAAGAAACUGGGGCUAAAUUUGUCGGGUAAUGCUGUCUGCCAAUGUCUGCAGAUGUAUUGUUUCCACCUACAUUUGUGCGUGCUGUUUGUGGUCUUUAUAAAGAACUGUAUCUAAUAUCGGGUGGAAAUGUCAACUCUUCAGAUUUUUUCCUAUGUUCUUAGAACUGAUGUUGCAAUUUCCUGAUCUUGUCAAAGGAUGUGUUUGAACUGUCUUACUUUCUUGAAAGGUGGAUAUCAUCACCCACAUACUAGAUAAGUACUCAGAAGUAGUUAAUGCUGUGUCAAAUUACAGCAAGAUUUUCAACAAAGUAACCACAAAGGUCAGUGCUAAGACAAGUAUUUAGUAAAUAAUGAUAUGUUAGAUAUCUAAAAUGAAAAGGCAGUUGCAAGUUGGGCAAGAAAAUUAUAAAAAUGAAAUUCUGGAAAGUGAUUGCAAAGUAGUCUGAGCUUAAUUUUACUGGCUAAGUUUUUUUCAGUAGAAGAAUAUUAACUAAAAGAAUAAAAUUGUCCUUGACCCCUGUUAUGGAUGCUUUAAAAAUAUAUUAAAAUGUGGAAAAGGAUUCAAAAGGAUAAGCAAGAAACUUAUUUGGAGAGUGUAUACAUAGCUUUUGUAAAACAAGGAAGAUGACCAGAAAGCAGAUGUGAAUGGUUUAGAUAUGUGUUUAAGCAGGCACCAGGUGCAAAAUGCUUUUUAAAUUUAAUACUGUACACUGCCCUAGCCCUUAAGCAGAUUCCAUCUUGGGCCCUACUGAUGCAUUUCUUUGAGGAAAGUAACAGGUUUAGCAUUAGGAAGUUCAGUGCUGCCUUACAAAGGAAUAUAGAGGAAUAACUGGCUUCUAAAUUCAUCUCUGGUUGCAGAUUUAGGGAAGGCCAGUGUCACUCCUUGUAGUCGGGAACCUAGAGCAGUCAAGGGAUGGGCCUCUUGACAUCCUGAAAUCAACCCUAAAAGCACUGUCAGCUAGGGAGUGAGUAGCACAAGUCAGAAAAUGAAAGAGCCAUCUGAUAAUUUCAUUCUAAUGAGAAUUUUUGCAUGUCUCUUAUCUACAUCCUAUCAAUGCUGCGGUUUUAUAUGUGCGUAUUUAAUUAUGUGUUCACCCUUUGUGUAAAUUCCUUCUGUAACUUCUCUGAAGACUGUAGUAUAUGAUCUAGAAAUGAUGAUGAACAAGGACAAGACUAAGACAGUAAAUCAGAAACAGAUGUAUGGCUCUGAAGCCUCACAUUGUUAUUUAGCCCUAUCCUUAAGUAAAAGCACCUCCAAAUUUCUCUAACACUCAUCUUAAUACUUUUUUACCCAGUAGAAGUUUCUUUAUUCCUUCUGGCAUGUUGCUGGUCUACCUACACUCAAGUGUUCUGAUUAAAAACAAAACCAGUCCCACUGUAUGUGUGUGUGAAUGAGUGAUCUUUAUACAAGAAUUAGCAAUGCUGCUUUACACUUCUCCCCCAAGGUUUAUGAAAUGAAUGUCUGUCCUGUGAGUGUCUCUUCUGUCAUUUUAACUUAUUUUAAAACUCCAUAGAUAAGUGGCCCUAUCAAAUGUGGACUCCUCAUAAAAUGGAAACUUAUUAGCACUUUUAUGUAUAGAAAUAAACACCAGUGUCUUUUUGUUGUGUAUUAUGAGGAAGUGUCUUUCUAGUUUGUCCCUAUAUAGUGUGACUAGACUAGUCCCUGGCAUUUAUUGAGUGGGUGUUCAAUAAAUAUUUAUUAAGUGAUUGCA